Messenger RNA from Coccidioides posadasii C735 delta SOWgp, 894 nucleotides. It is a transcript of the gene OST2, whose product is annotated as oligosaccharyltransferase complex subunit epsilon. The record is from RefSeq and is a predicted model, not a curated record. Gene Ontology annotation, biological process: protein N-linked glycosylation. NCBI's taxonomy places the organism in Eukaryota, Fungi, Ascomycota, Eurotiomycetes, Onygenales, Onygenaceae. Gene Ontology annotation, cellular component: membrane; oligosaccharyltransferase complex.
GGACGACAAGCGCAGCGAGGCCGGCGUCAAUUGCGCAGUUGUAUCAAGAACCUCUCCAUCGUUUGCCAAUCAGUUCCGCUGCCAGUUUACCAAGAUGGCUCCGAAACGCCCAGUAAACGGUGCGGCGACACCGCCAGCUUCGAAGCCGAGUUCCAGCUCGGUGACGGCCACGACGACCACCAAGACCGCGACCCCCGUCGCAUUCACGACGAAGUCCCCGCCUCAAGACAUAAUUUUGGGAAUAUGGCAACGGUAUCUCGUGCAAACAAGCCAGCGAACAAAGAUGCUGGAUGCAUUCAUGGCAUUUCUCGUCGUAGUCGGCGGGGUCCAGUUCGUCUAUUGUGUUUUGGCAGGGAAUUACCCGUUUAAUGCUUUCCUAAGCGGUUUCUCUGCAGCAGUGGGCCAAUUUGUUCUCACAGCGAGUCUUAGAAUGCAGACCAGCGGCCAGGAUGCGAAGGGCACAUUGAAAACGAAGUCUAGCGCGUCAAAAGGGUCAGCAACUCCGGCACAGGGAGAUCUUGCGUUGGACGCAGUGUCUCCUGAACGGGCAUUCGCCGAUUACGUGUUUGGGAGUGUAAUACUGCAUUUUUUCUGCGUUAACUUUAUAAAUUGAGACGGUGCCGUAUCGCGGAUUUAUUGCUUUUAUCGCCAGCUGCGCCGUGUUAUACUACUAUCGAUUACCCUAUUUCGAAAUUCCGGAUCGUUCACAGCCUGCAGGCCCGGGGUGUUCACAAAAUGGCAUUUUACAUUGGAUCCCAGUUUAUUCGGCGGUUCAUCUUGUUCCUUGUACAUUAUCUUAGAAAUGAAAAGGUGAAAGGCAGGAGGUCGAAUCUAUAUAAAACCCAUGCUGUAUCUAUAAUAGCAACCUAAUGCACGAUUUCAGGAUGGAAUAUC